CGUACUGCAAGCUGGUGCGCAUGCGCUUUCCUGCUGCUCUGCCGCCAGCGCUCAGGCGCUUUUUGCUCUAGUGUCUUCUUUUUCCACGCAAGAGUGGGCUAACUCGUAGUUGUGGUCUCGCUCCUCGCGUUUCCGCUGCUCUCGUGGUCCCCUCACGAUGGCGGGCAUCCUGUUUGAGGACAUUUUCGAUGUGAAAGACAUUGACCCGGAAGGCAAGAAGUUUGACCGAGUGUCUCGACUGCAUUGUGAGAGCGAAUCUUUCAAGAUGGACCUCAUCUUAGAUGUAAACAUUCAGAUUUACCCUGUGGACCUGGGUGACAAGUUCCGGUUGGUCAUAGCUAGUACCUUGUAUGAAGACGGGACCCUGGAUGAUGGGGAAUACAACCCUACAGAUGACAGGCCUUCCCGGGCUGACCAGUUUGAGUAUGUAAUGUAUGGGAAGGUAUACAGGAUCGAGGGAGACGAAACAUCUACAGAAGCAGCCACACGCCUGCUGGGCUGGAGAGCUGCUGAGUGCUGGCUGCUCCAGACCUCAGCCUCACGGGCCUGGGACCUUCUGUUUCAGCUCUGCCUAUGUGUCCUAUGGGGGCCUUCUCAUGAGGCUGCAGGGGGAUGCCAACAACCUGCAUGGAUUCGAAGUGGAUUCCAGAGUGUAUCUGCUGAUGAAGAAGCUGGCCUUCUGAACCUCGUGGGAAGCCAGGCUUGCUGCUCACUCCUGAGGUCGUGGACGGUGUGGACGGUGUGCAAGCCUGCGCAGCCGUGGCUGCUGUCCGCCCGUUCGGGAAGGGCUGGCCCUGUCUACUCUGGGUGCAUCUUUAGCUGCUCUGGACUCACUGAGAAACAGCCUUGCCUGUGAAGGACCCGGGGGACAGUGUAACAUGAAUCAGAAGUUGCUUUGUGUAUAUUUUUUAAUUAAACUACUUUUUCAGAAUCUCCCCUCCCCUUUGUUUAAAACAAAAUUUCCACUGACUUUAAAAUCAUUCUUUCAAGUA
This is a messenger RNA of Lepus europaeus (European hare), 992 nucleotides long. RefSeq names its product RNA polymerase II, I and III subunit H (gene POLR2H). Gene Ontology annotation, molecular function: DNA-directed RNA polymerase activity. Gene Ontology annotation, biological process: DNA-templated transcription. The transcript is spliced from 5 exons. The record is from RefSeq and is a predicted model, not a curated record. Lineage: Eukaryota; Metazoa; Chordata; Mammalia; Lagomorpha; Leporidae. The coding region runs from base 158 to 856 and encodes 232 amino acids. Gene Ontology annotation, cellular component: RNA polymerase III complex; RNA polymerase II, core complex; RNA polymerase I complex.